GGGGAAAGUUUGUUGACCGACCUCUUUGAACAUGCAUAAUGUCACGUCAGCUGCGCGCGGGCCGGGGCACCUGCAUUAAUAAACUGUGUGUGCAAAACAUGUGAGAAUAAAGCACUCGUAUCCAUUUCUGUCCACAUCCUUGGCUUAAAUUCAUGGCACAACGACGUGGCAAGUAUUUAAUUUGUGGAUUUGAGGAGCUGUCACCAUGUUUAAAGAACUUAGCCCAGGGAGUUCUGCAAUUGAUUGGUGCGAGGAUAAUUACUCGGUCUUUCCAUUCAUUGCUGAAUUCUACAACACAAUCAGCAAUGCUCUCUUCUUUGUGUUCCCGCCCCUGAUGUGGGUCCUCUUCAAGGAGUACGCGCGGCGUGUCAACCCUUCCAUUAAUCUCAUCUGGCUGCUAUUGAUGGUAGUCGGAGCGUCGUCUGUCUACUACCAUAGCACACUAAGUCUCUUUGGCCAGCUGUUGGAUGAAGUGGCCAUUCUCUGGGUGGUGUUGUGUGGGGCGGGCCUGUGGUUUCCGCGGCGAUAUUAUCCUAGGAUUCUAAACGGAAACAGAAAGCUUUUCCGCAUCAUUGUAACCAUAGUGACGCUCGGUGGAACGAUGAUUGCUUUCAUCAAUCCAUGGCUCAACUCAUUCCUAAUGAUGCUGUUUGUCAUUCCUGGCAUCAUCACUAUGUACCUGGAACUCAAGAGGGUGCACUGCCCGCGGGUCGUCAGACUCUGUCGGACCAACAUGGUUCUCUGGGUCAUCGCCGUCACCUGCUGGGUCAUGGACCGCACCUUCUGUGACUUCUGGCUCUUCGUCUCCUUCCCCUACCUCCACUGCUUCUGGCACAUCUUGGUCCUGGUGGCGUCUUACAGCUCCGUGGUCCUCUUUGCCUACUUCGACGCCAUGAAUGAGUUCCCGGAGAUGGGGCCCGUGCUGCGUUACUGGCCCAAGGACCGCUACACCAACUUCGGCAUUCCGUACGUGACGCUAAAGUGCGUUGUCGCCAAGCCAAAGGAUUGAACCUGUGCUGCUGCAGUUUGACUCAAAAAUCAGGUGGUAUGGUGGUAGUGUUUCACUUUCAGGGGUCAUAUACUUUCAGUAAAUGAAGACUUGCCAUUCCUUUUUCAAGUUGUUAAUUCUGUAGCGCUUAUCUGUGUAAUACUAUCUGAAGAACUCUCACCAAAUUACUGUCAACGUGUUGUUGGAAAUAUUCAACAAAUCGGGUAUUGAUGAUGAACAUGAUGAAAGGAAAAAUUGACCUGGAUAGCGGUGUAUUCAAAACCUGAUGGUGGAUGUUUCCACGGAAUGAUGAAAAAGCCUUUAACUCCAUGCUGUCAUUCUUUCGUUUAGGUUUAAACAACUUUUUUGGCAAUGUUAUUUUUUUUGUAGAUUGGGAAACCUGGCUUUAUUUCUGUAUGUGUGAAAAAAUCCUGCAUUGUACACUGCAACUUUCAAGCAUUCAAUCAUAUUCCCAAUUCUUGCCCCAAACUAGAGAAGCUCAUAAGCACAAUUGUUGGAGUUAGGAUUUUUUUUUCAAGUGUUAGGAUAUUUUUAUUCAGGUCCUCUAACUGCCAAGUGUCACAUCUGGGCUUUGAGUCACAACAGCAGAAUCAAAGUCACACUUCCUUGAUAAGUGUUUGGUUCAUCUUAUUUUAUAUAUUAAUUUUAAAAAAAAUCUAUUGUAUUAAAGUACUAGUACCUUUUCGUUAAUUUGUUUACAAUGUGGGUUCUUAUGAUUCACAAAUAUUGUUGUCCACUGCCACCAUAACUUAGCUUUAGCUUAGCAAGUGAAAAGUUUUAUAGUUAUAUUUAUCAAACAAACAAGCCCUUGUUCUAAUUUAGCAUUGUUCAAAGUGCACAGAUUUGCCCUUGUACAUGAACUAUUAAAUGCAGAAUUCAAUUAAGUGUAAAAUAUUUGGUUCAGUUCCUAUAAGCAUGAUUGAAACAAAACCUAACAAACUCCAACUUUGGUUACUAAUUGCAGUUUCACCCUCAUGUUUUACGGAAUUCGCCCAGCUUUGAAAUAUUAAACGCAGUGUCAGCAUUAUGAACUCUACUUUAUUUCGGAUUCAAAUUUGAUGUGUGUUCUGCCAAAUGGCGUUAAUUGUCUUUAUGAAUUCAAGAUGGUAGUACUAUUUGUGACAGUAAAAUUCAGUGAUCAAUGCAAAUGUACAUAGAAAAAGAAAAUGUGAGCACAAAUUUAAGAGUAAUAUAUAUAUUUAUUAGGUAGAAAAUUAUAAGUGCAUGUAAUCUACAAUGAUUCUCACAAUAGUGGCAUGUAGUCUAUUAUCUCGUUAGUUAAUCUGUUUAGUAUAAGUCUUGAUUUUGCGGAGUUUCCAAAUUUUAAGAAAAUCUCUUCCAGUUUUUUUUUUAACCCUACAGGUAAGUGUACUAUUAAAUGUUUGAAAGGUUUGCCCAGUAAAACCUGAUUUGUUUUAAAGUCAUUAUUUAUGUCAGAAGGUUUGCUACAGUUAAUCGUAAAAAUUUAGUCUUGUUUUUAUUGUUUUUAAUUAAGUGCUUUAGUUUCCGUUGUUUACUGAGGGCAUUUGAUAAUUAUUUGUAUUGUUAAUUGAGAGUUGUUGUUGAACAAUUUCAUGUAAAUGUGUGAAGCACAAAUAAACACAUCGCAGAGGUACAUUCAUUUAUAAUGUAUAUGUAUCGGUACAGGUAUGCAUACAUUAACUUGUACACAAUUUUUUAAAAGCCAUGACGAAAUAAUAUUUUUUGGGGGGUUUAUAUUCCAAGCAAGAGAGUAUUCAAAAUCUCAUGAAAGACAGGUUUUUUUUUUAAAGCAAUAUCAUACUUUAGUUUCCAAGAAAACAGGAAAUCUCAUGCAUAAUUAUGUUGAUCAUCGAUAAGUCUUCAACCUAGCAUCAGAUGCAGCACAAUAUUCAGUUGUCAUGACAACAAUGCAGAACAAAUUUUGCCAUUAAUCACAGAUGCAGAGUUUUGUCGGAAAUCUUAUACUGUGUUGCAUCAGAACAGGUUGUUCUGGUAUUAACAUAAUUGGAAAGCCAAUUUUAUCUAAUGUGGGUCUGUUAACAAUUAUGUAAAUGUACAUGUACCCAUGUGCAUGGGCACUUAAUCUUGAACAACCUUAUCCAGCUGUGAAGUGCUUGUAAGGGAAACCUGCUUGUUCCAUCAACAUGAUCAAGGACAAAUGCAACUCAUUGUAUCUAAAUGUUUGUGUAAUUUCUCCAUGCUCGGGAUAUUUCAUCCUUGAGCUGCAUAAUGAAUACGAAUGACCUACAAUUUUACUUCAUAGUGUGCGGCUGCACAUGUAUCUUAGAAACAUAAUGUAAUAAUCUGUAACUAUUACCUGUAUGUACCAUGAUGAAAUGCCUUGUUUUACAGGCCUGUACAUUGUAGGAUCAUUUGCAUUUAUCCCAAAAUUAACAUACCAAAUUAUUAUCAAUAACUUUACUUGAAUUAAAGAUCGUUCUGGUACUAAACUCAUCGUGAAAUUAUUCAGUCUGUCUUGAAGUCAUUUUGGAGAAAUCAAGAAAUAUGUAGGUGAUUUCCAAAGAUCAGUCAAUUGACUGAUUUUUUUUGUUGGAAUAAAGAGUGCUACUGAAGAAACUCAUGUGAUCAAAUGGUUAUGCAUGGUUUUCACUGCUUUCUUGAAAAGUGUAAUAUCCACCGAGUUGAAACUUCCACAGGUUAGGUUUUGAACAUUCUUCUUUGGAUUUUGAGUGGUGCUAUUAUUGGAAACGAACAAAAUGCAUGAAAAGCAAAUGAUCCUGAUAUAGUCAUUAUAUGUGCAUGUCUUUUUGCCAAGGUUGUGGAUCACUGCCGACUAACAUGUGCAAUUUACAGUAGUUAAAACUUUCACAUGUUACAUUAAGUAAUUUGUUCUAUGUAUUCUGGGUGUCGCCUUUUGUGUUUAAAUAUAAAUCAAAAUCUGCAGUGAUCAAUGCAAAUGUAAAAAGCCUGAGUAAACUUUAGUCAAAUUCACAAAUGUAGAUUAUGGAAUUUUCAAAAUCAUUUCCUUUUCAGGGUGUUUCUGAAAAUUUUAAUGUCUCAUUAAUUUGAAUUUGAAUUUCAUUUAACAGUUGGUUCAGAUAAUUGUGUAUUAUUACAAAGUUUUAAUAUAUACCUUGAUAAAAUACACAAAUUCAAAUUAGUUUGAAUUCAUCUUCCAUUUUUUUUUGGCAGCUGCAAAUUCCACUCGUACACAAAUCAAAUCGAUAUUAAAUUUGCUAUUCAAAAGUAUGUAAAGAUUCAUUUUCCAACGAAAAUGUCUUUCAUUUUUACUAAAGCUGAUGUAUUAGGACAAUGUCAUUAUUUUUGUCACACAUUGAGGAUGUUUAUUAUUGCACAGUAAAAUAAUAAUGUUGUGAUCCCUUAAGGCUUACAUUUAUUUAUGCGGGUCAGCUUUAACGCACAAGCAGUACCUGGCUUAUGAUAUCCCCAGUUACGUGUAUAGCUACAUGUGUAGCUAAGGGCACUGUUGUCUAGUUGUUUGUUAGUUUUAUGUAAAGAGCAAUCGCGUUUAGAAAAUUAAUCCGCGGGGCAGGUACCCUCAACAACUCACAAGCAUGAGUACAAAGAGCAGUGGUUUUUAUGUUUUACAUUGAGGGGCAAUGAUUCCUUUGAAAAAAAAAGAGCUUUGUAUAUUAUGCUCAUUUCACGCUCGAGCUAGACUUGGCACAAGUCUGGUGUACAUGCACAGGUACAGUCUUCCAUACUGUAUUUACCCCUAUAUAAGUCUGACUUGAGUCAAGUCUAGCUCCUAAUUCAAAGCUGAAUUGAAAAUAAAGUGAUAACGUAGCAUGGACCAAUUUUUUUGUUCAAUGUCUCAUUGGAAAGUUCAUACCUUUUGUAAUGCUAACAACUCAUGAACAAGCCAAUUAUAAAAA
This is a messenger RNA of Patiria miniata (bat star), 4848 nucleotides long. RefSeq names its product alkaline ceramidase 2-like (gene acer2). The transcript is spliced from 5 exons. Gene Ontology annotation, molecular function: hydrolase activity, acting on carbon-nitrogen (but not peptide) bonds, in linear amides. Gene Ontology annotation, cellular component: membrane. Lineage: Eukaryota; Metazoa; Echinodermata; Asteroidea; Valvatida; Asterinidae. Bases 206 to 1009 code for a protein of 267 amino acids. Gene Ontology annotation, biological process: ceramide metabolic process. The record is from RefSeq and is a predicted model, not a curated record.